UUCCCCGUUUUUUCGGUUAGCUGCUUUGCUCAACCUACGUUAGCUAGCUACAUUAUUCCGUAAUUUUACACUAAUAAACGGCACACGAGUUGUGUUAGCGUGUUUAUUACCACAAACGAUCCAUUGGCACGAUGUUUCACAACUGUUUUGCCAGCUGUAAGUUAGUAAACUUUUUAGAUGACUGCUUCGUCUCGUUCCCGCUUUAAAUCCAAUGGUUGAGGAAGUCUACGUUGCCAUGUUUGACACUUUCCGGUCACGUAACCACUGUCACGUUUAAAAGCAGUAUCAGACCAGACACGAGUACUGUCGGGUAACUGAACAACCUGAGAGUGCGUGUUUGUUCAUGGAAGACUUCGUUGAUCCUGAGGCGUUUUAGCAGAAGAAAACUAUGAGUGGUACCAGUCCUGCUCCUCCAGCAUGUAAUGGCAUUACUCCACUCCAACAGAUGGUGGCGUCCUGCUCCGGAGCCAUCCUCACAUCUUUGUUUGUUACACCUUUGGAUGUUGUGAAGAUCAGACUGCAAGCGCAGAAAAAUCCCUUUCCCAAAGGCAAAUGCUUUGUCUACUGCAAUGGACUUAUGGACCACAUAUGUGUGUGUGAAAACGGCAACUCCAAGGCCUGGUACAAAGCCCCCGGUCACUUCCAUGGCACACUGGAUGCCUUCGUCAAGAUAGUACGCCAUGAAGGAAUGAAGGCAUUAUGGAGCGGUCUACCUCCAACCCUUGUGAUGGCAGUCCCAGCUACAGUUAUCUACUUUACGUGCUAUGACCAGCUGUGUGCAGCGCUGAGGGUCAGGAUGGGAGACUAUGCUCAGGAGGCUCCUCUUCUAGCAGGUGCUAUCGCUAGAGUGGGUUCAGCGACAGUGAUCAGCCCUCUGGAGCUGAUCCGCACGAAGCUGCAGUCUCAGAAACAGUCGUACAGGGAGCUGACUGACUGCAUCCGCUCUGCAGUACAAACAGAGGGCUGGCUGUCUCUGUGGCGAGGUUUGGGGCCCACACUCCUCCGAGACGUGCCCUUCUCAGCCAUGUACUGGUACAACUAUGAGAAGGGCAAGAGCUGGCUGUGUGAACAUUAUAACACCAGUGAACCUACGUUUACCAUUACCUUCGUAUCUGGAGCACUGUCAGGCUCUAUUGCGUCCAUUGUAACGUUACCUUUCGAUGUCGUCAAAACGAGAAGGCAGGUGAUGCUGGGAGAGCUACAAGCAAAGAAUUUGUCAUGUCAGGACUCCUCCACCUUCUGCGUGAUGAGCAGGAUUGUGGCGCAGGACGGCUUCGGUGGAUUGCUUGCAGGUUUCCUCCCAAGGUUGAUCAAAGUGGCCCCAGCCUGCGCCAUUAUGAUCAGUUCUUAUGAGUUUGGAAAAGCCUUUUUCCGCCAACACAACCAGGAAAGGAUACUCGGGCCACUGCAGACCAGUAACACCUGAUAGCUUUACAGUCAUUUCUCUUCAAAUCAAACACUACUGCUAGACUAUACCUGGAAGUGAAGAAAAUAAUGAAAUGCUUGACACUUUUCUGAAUUACAAGAUUAAUAUAUUCCUUUCAUUAGGAUUUCUAAUUUAA
Molecule: messenger RNA, 1562 nt
Organism: Perca flavescens (yellow perch)
Lineage: Eukaryota; Metazoa; Chordata; Actinopteri; Perciformes; Percidae
Gene: slc25a40
Product: solute carrier family 25 member 40
Exons: 11
Coding region: 389-1426 (345 amino acids)
Biological process (GO): mitochondrial transmembrane transport
Cellular component (GO): mitochondrion
Source: RefSeq, a predicted model, not a curated record